This is a messenger RNA of Fulvia fulva, 465 nucleotides long. RefSeq names its product FAD-binding monooxygenase moxY. The transcript has a single exon. Bases 1 to 465 code for a protein of 154 amino acids. The record is from RefSeq and is a predicted model, not a curated record. NCBI's taxonomy places the organism in Eukaryota, Fungi, Ascomycota, Dothideomycetes, Mycosphaerellales, Mycosphaerellaceae.
AUGGGACCGCUCCAUACCGUUUCCGAAUACGCUAUCUCCAUAAUCAAGAAGAUGCAGAACGAAAACGUUCACAGCUGGGCGCCCAAGCAAUCCGUGACCGACCAGUUCAACGACCAUGUCCAAGAAUGGAUCAAACACACUGUCUGGAAGGAAGACUGCCGCUCCUGGUACAAGGACAAUAACACCGGCCGAGUUAAUGCUGUCUGGCCUGGGUCAUCUAUGCACUAUCAGCAGGUCAUUGCUAGUCCCAGGUAUGAGGAUAUGGACAUGAGGUAUCACCACAAGAACCAAUGGGCGAGUCUAGGAAUGGGGUGGACUGUGGAGAAUAGAGCAGGAACGGGGGUGCUGGACAACUCGCCGUAUCUGAACCUGAGAAAUCUUGAUCAGAAAUGGUACGCGGCCAAUGGUGGAGAUGAGAAGGUGCUGGCGGAGCAGAUCAAUGAGCAGAAUAAGCGAGUAGUCUGA